AAGCGAAUAUUUAAGAGACUGCCAUUUCAUUAAAACCUUAACAGUACAUUUUCACAAGCUCCCAAGCAGGCCCACACUCUAAAGAGCCAAACUGAGAAAAAGAUUCAUCCAUGGAGGGCAUGAAUGAUGACAAUAUGCAUGGCAUGAUGAUGCACAACACAUCAGAUGGCGGCAUGAACAUGACGAACCACCAUAAGAUGAUGAUGCAUAUGACCUUCUUCUGGGGUAGCGAUGCCGAGAUUCUCUUCUCCGGUUGGCCAGGAACCAGAACCGGUAUGUACGUCUUGGCCCUCAUAGUUGUCUUCCAGCUUGCUUUCAUGGUGGAGGGGAUUUCUCACUCUCGGUUUUUGAAACCCGGUUCCACCAAACACGUGACCGCCGGUCUGGUUCAGACUUUGUUGCAUGCUCUGAGGGUUGGACUUGCGUAUCUGGUGAUGUUGGCUAUCAUGUCUUUCAACGGUGGCGUUUUCUUGGCCGCCGUGGCUGGCCAUUCUCUGGGGUUUUUAUUAUUUGGCAGUCGUGUUUUUAACAAACCUUCCGCCACCGUCCCCGCCGCCAAAACAUCCGAUCUUCCGCCUAUGAGUUGUUGAAUAUUAGGGUUUAUUUCUUUCGGGUUUGGGUCUAAAAGAAUUUAUGUUUAUGGUUUUAGAUUUUUGUUUUUAUCUUUUAAUCUGUGCUUUGCUCUGUAUUUGUUUUUCAUUUGAUACAAAAAAAAAAAAUCAUAGAUUGCUUAAGAA
This is a messenger RNA of Gossypium arboreum, 737 nucleotides long. Its product is annotated as copper transporter 6-like. The record is from RefSeq and is a predicted model, not a curated record. The transcript has a single exon. The coding region runs from base 111 to 590 and encodes 159 amino acids. Lineage: Eukaryota; Viridiplantae; Streptophyta; Magnoliopsida; Malvales; Malvaceae. Gene Ontology annotation, cellular component: plasma membrane. Gene Ontology annotation, biological process: copper ion transmembrane transport; intracellular copper ion homeostasis. Gene Ontology annotation, molecular function: copper ion transmembrane transporter activity.